Molecule: messenger RNA, 795 nt
Organism: Exophiala bonariae
Lineage: Eukaryota; Fungi; Ascomycota; Eurotiomycetes; Chaetothyriales; Herpotrichiellaceae
Exons: 2
Coding region: 1-795 (264 amino acids)
Molecular function (GO): oxidoreductase activity, acting on the CH-OH group of donors, NAD or NADP as acceptor
Source: RefSeq, a predicted model, not a curated record
AUGGCGUAUGCGGGCCGAUUGGCUAUCAUCGCCAGCGGGAUAGGCGGACUCGGUUCAACGACUGCUCUAAAGCUCCAAGAGCAGGGCGCAAGCCUCGCGCUGCUCUACGCGCCAUUCGAAGCAUCCAGAGUGAGCGGCGUUCUGGAAUCCGUGUUUGGGAGCCAGGAUCCCAAAGGCAUUUCGACCUACGAAUGCGACAUCACCUCCGAGGAGUCGGUGCAAGAAGUGUUCGACCGCAUCGAACAGCUCGAAGCCUUCCCUUCAAUCCUGGUGAACGCUGCGGGCUAUGUCUCGGUGCAGCCGCUCGAAGAGACAUCCGCGGCCGAAGCCUUAAAGAACUUCUUGCCUAAUUUACUGGGUCCGUUCAUCACGAGUAAUGCGUUCUUCAAGGUCUAUCAGUCGAGAAAGGCGAAGCUCAGCGAGAAUGCUAAGGCUCCGCCAGGUCGGAUUGUGAGUAUCGCCUCCCAGGCCGCACACGUUGCUCUAGAUGGGCACGGAGCGUAUUGCGCGUCGAAGGCGGGGUUGAUAGGACAUACGAAGUGUAUGGCUAGUGAGUGGGCAUCGAAAGGGAUUACGGCGAAUACUGUUAGCCCAACUGUGACGUGGACGCCUCUUGCCGCAAAGGCAUGGGCGGAUGAGGCGAAAAAGGACAAGCAUUUGUCGCAGAUCCCAACUGGGAGAUUCAGUGUCCCGGCGGAGAUUGCUGAGGCAAUCGAGUUCUUGUGUCGCGAUGGUAGUGGCAUGAUCAAUGGUGCGGAUCUUCGUGUCGAUGGUGGCUUCACCAUAAGCAGAUGA